Pelmatolapia mariae (spotted tilapia) is the source of this 1113-nucleotide messenger RNA. Its product is annotated as scavenger receptor cysteine-rich type 1 protein M130-like. The transcript has 5 exons. NCBI's taxonomy places the organism in Eukaryota, Metazoa, Chordata, Actinopteri, Cichliformes, Cichlidae. Gene Ontology annotation, biological process: zymogen activation. The record is from RefSeq and is a predicted model, not a curated record. Gene Ontology annotation, cellular component: plasma membrane. The coding region runs from base 1 to 1113 and encodes 370 amino acids. Gene Ontology annotation, molecular function: serine-type endopeptidase activity.
AUGUACGUACUUUUGGCGAGGGAGGAAGGCAAUGUCCGUGUGGAGAUGAAGAACAGCUGGCAGUGGAGCAGCCAGGGAGAAGCGGAGCCGGAGGAGAUCAUCAGCUGUAUACUGAUGGAGCCCAAUGCCGAGUCGGUAGAUCGAGGACAUAAACAUCCAGACCCACACAGACAGUGCAUAGAUCCUGAGAGGCCACAUCACGGACAGGAACAACCGGACGGAAACAAAGAUACCGGUGGGCCGCAGAGACAGGAACAGGACAGGAAUCCGGUAGUGACAGAGUUAGCGGUGAGUAGCGGCAGCAAGUCGCGCCAGCGUUCACUCAACCGGAAGACAUCGAGGUAUUCAGGUGUGGGAUAUCCCGAUGUGGAGCAACUGAAGUUGAUCAGCUCUGAUCUGAAUAAAAUUUACUUAGCCGACAGUUUUGACUCUCUCCACCACAUUCUCAACAAACUCACCAUCGACUUCUUUAACAGUGCUAAUGUUUUAGACUCUGUCAGGCUGCUGAAUGGUUCCAGUCUGUGUUCAGGCAGACUGCAGGUGAAGUCUAACCAGAGAUGGUCCUCAGUGUGUGAAACUGACUUUGACCUGCAGGAUGCAGAGGUGGUCUGUAGGGAGCUUGGCUGUGGGCCUCCUUCGUUCCUCCAGGGGGCGCUCUAUGGAGAAGUGGAGGCUCCAGUGUGGAGCAGAGAGUUCCAGUGUGGAGGCCAUGAGUCUGCUCUCCUGGACUGUAGAAGCUCAGGCUCAGUGAGAAGCAGCUGCUCACCUGGCAAAGCUGCUGGACUCACCUGCUCAGAGCCUGUCAGGUUGGUGGGAGGAGCCAGUCGCUGUGCAGGUACACUGGAGGUGAGACGAGGAGAGUGGAGACCAGUGGCGAUGGAUAUCUGGACCCUGAAGGAUGCAGCUGCUGUCUGUGGACAGAUGAACUGUGGUUCUGCUGUUUCUGUAGGAAAUACACAGAGUUCUUCACAGAGAUCGGUGUGGUGGGUGGAGUCACUCUGUGUUCAGGCUGGAUAUGCUCUGAAAGAGUGCGCAUCAGCAGAUCGCUCUGACUCCACGCUGAAUGUCACCUGUUCAGGGCAACAGUUCAAACAGGGAGUGGGCAGGAUGUGA